Messenger RNA from Gossypium raimondii (Peruvian cotton), 1053 nucleotides. RefSeq names its product squamosa promoter-binding-like protein 6. Lineage: Eukaryota; Viridiplantae; Streptophyta; Magnoliopsida; Malvales; Malvaceae. The transcript has 2 exons. Gene Ontology annotation, molecular function: DNA binding. Gene Ontology annotation, cellular component: nucleus. The record is from RefSeq and is a predicted model, not a curated record. The coding region runs from base 231 to 836 and encodes 201 amino acids.
UUGAGGAAAAACAUGCAUCUCAAAAACUACAAAAGCUCUGGACAUGCUUUACAGGUAGAACAGUUGUAGCACUUGUAAUAGUGGAAAUCAUGUCAGCUCACAUUGAAUCUGCUUCUACCUUACCAGAAAAGUGAAGACAUUUUCAAUUUCAUUGCGGCAUUUACAUUAUUCAUAGUGAUGGAGUCUGCAGCUACGGUUCUGAAGGGAAAGGCCUGUCAUUUGCUGAUGAAAUGGAUUUGGCAGUUGAUGCUUCGGGUAGUAGAAAAGCAUUGCUAGGUCGGGAUAUCAAGCCUUUUACUGAUUCUGAAGCUGUUGAGAGCAUGGAAUUCAUGGAUUUUGGUUUUUCACAUAUGAACAAGAAACCCUUUUAUGGUAACACCAGUUUGGGUUUUGGUGCUGAAUCUGCUAAAAAGCUAGUUUCUCCUACUUGUAUGUUCACCUCUAGUUCAUAUUAUGGUGAAGAGGAAUCUGGUUCCAAGCAGUCUAGUUCUUUGAUGGAGUUCAACAGUCAAGGAUCUUCACUCAUUGAUUUGAAGCUAGGGAGAUUGACUGAUUAUAGAGAUGCACAACAUGGCAGACAUUUAAAGGAAACUUUUGUUGUUUCUUCAGUUUGUUCGGCUAUGACUGCCAAGAAAGCUCGAACAACAAGCUCUCCUUGCUGUCAAGUUCAUGGUUGUAACAAGGAUAUUAGAUCCUCAAAAGAUUAUCACAAGAGGCAUAAAGUUGCUGUCAAUGGAAUUGAACAGAGAUUCUGUCAGCAAUGUAGCAGCUUGAUCUUUUUUUCUUCAUUUACCCUCUUUUUCCCUUCAAUUUGGUCUGAGCUGGUUAUAGUUUAAGAUCAUAUUGUGAUUAUAUUUGGAACGAGCUGAUGUACUAGCCUUGUUUUGAGAAUUCUUAGACCUUCCUCAAACAGGCCAGAAUACAGAACACCAUGUUUUUUAUUCUGAAGAAAUGACAGUAUGCAAUUUAAAUCCUUGACAUAAAGUUUUGCUAAGUUUAUUGUUAGUUCAGUUUGUUCUAUUUAAGCUUUGCAAUAAAAAUGAUUUUAGUUCA